Molecule: messenger RNA, 1620 nt
Organism: Hevea brasiliensis (rubber tree)
Lineage: Eukaryota; Viridiplantae; Streptophyta; Magnoliopsida; Malpighiales; Euphorbiaceae
Product: glyceraldehyde-3-phosphate dehydrogenase B, chloroplastic
Exons: 9
Coding region: 61-1419 (452 amino acids)
Biological process (GO): glucose metabolic process
Cellular component (GO): chloroplast
Molecular function (GO): NAD binding; glyceraldehyde-3-phosphate dehydrogenase (NAD+) (phosphorylating) activity; NADP binding
Source: RefSeq, a predicted model, not a curated record
ACGAGCUGAACUAUAUAUAUAUAGAGAGAAGAAACUGUUCUCUUAGCUUUAGUUGCAGCUAUGGCCACCCACGCAGCUCUAGCUCCUUCAAGAAUCCCAGCCAGCACCAGGCUCCCCUCCAAGAGCACCCAUGCUUUCCCCACUCAAUGCUCCUCUAAGAGGUUGGAAGUGGCUGAGUUUUCUGGGCUUCGAGCCAGUUCUUGUGUGACCUACGCCAAGAACGCUAGUGAGGCCUCCUUCUUUGACCUGGUGGCUGCUCAAAUGACUCCCAAGGUUGCAGCGUCAACUCCUGCUAAAGCAGAAACAGUAGCCAAACUGAAGGUGGCAAUCAAUGGAUUCGGACGCAUUGGCAGGAACUUCCUAAGAUGCUGGCAUGGCCGCAAGAACUCCCCCCUUGAUGUAAUUGUCGUCAAUGACAGUGGUGGUGUCAGGAACGCUUCCCACUUGCUGAAAUAUGAUUCUAUGCUAGGCACUUUCCAAGCAGAUGUUAAAAUUGUGGACGAUGCCACCAUUAGUGUUGAUGGCAAGCCCAUCAAGGUUGUCUCCAACAGAGACCCUCUUAAGCUUCCCUGGGCUGAGCUUGGAAUAGACAUUGUCAUUGAGGGAACAGGAGUUUUUGUGGAUGGCCCUGGUGCUGGGAAACAUAUUCAAGCCGGUGCCAAGAAAGUCAUUAUCACUGCUCCAGCAAAAGGAGCUGACAUUCCAACAUAUGUUGUUGGUGUUAAUGAAAAGGAUUACGGUCAUGAGGUUUCCAACAUUGUAAGCAAUGCUUCAUGUACCACAAAUUGUCUGGCUCCUUUUGUGAAGGUCAUAGAUGAGGAAUUUGGCAUUGUUAAGGGAACAAUGACAACCACUCACUCCUACACUGGAGAUCAGAGGCUCUUGGAUGCUUCACACCGUGAUUUGAGGAGAGCCAGGGCUGCAGCAUUGAACAUUGUGCCAACAAGCACUGGUGCAGCCAAGGCUGUGUCUUUGGUGCUGCCUCAGCUCAAAGGAAAGCUCAAUGGCAUUGCACUCCGUGUCCCAACACCUAACGUGUCAGUUGUAGACCUUGUUGUGAAUGUUGAGAAACAAGGAAUUACAGCAGAAGAUGUCAAUGCAGCCUUCAGAAAGGCAGCAGAGGGGCCACUGAAGGGCAUAUUGGAUGUGUGUGAUGUUCCACUUGUAUCCGUUGACUUCAAGUGCACCGAUGUUUCUUCCACCAUUGACUCUUCAUUGACCAUGGUCAUGGGAGAUGACAUGGUCAAGGUGGUAGCCUGGUACGACAAUGAAUGGGGGUACAGCCAAAGGGUUGUCGAUUUAGCUCAUUUGGUAGCCAGCAAGUGGCCAGGAGUGUCUCCAACAGGAAGUGGAGACCCACUGGAAGACUUCUGCGAGACAAACCCAGCAGAUAAGGAGUGCAAAGUCUAUGAAGCUUAGAUGAUGAUUACAAUUCUUUUUUUUUUUUUUUUGUUGAUUUUAAUCUUAUUGAGACUCAGAUUUCCCAAUCAAUAUUUGAAAUAAUCAAAUGCAUAAUUAUCCUGUAAAGACAGCCGAGAAAAGGAAUACAUUAUUGUCAAAUAGUGAUGUUAAUGGAGUUGUUGGACGUUUCUAUUCAAGAUAAUGCUUGUUAUCCACCUA